AUGUUUGGGGACUCUUUGUCUCUAAAUGAACUUCGGAAAGCCUACCCUGAGCUUUACCAAUUUAUGUGUCAAACAGAUCCAAACUUUGGAGACACCCACCUCGAAGAGACAAAGGGAGACGUUUCUUGGUCGAAGCUGGGCAAGAGUUUGAAAGACCAAGAUUUUGAUCACAGUUUUGAUGUUUCUCAGCUUGUUAAGGAGUCAAAUUCAGUCACUUCCCUCCUGACAAUACGGAAAGCCAUGUCAUCAAUUUUUGAGUGUCUAAAUACUGUACAUGUUCAAAAAACCCUGAAGCUACGGCUUGAAAUACGGGACUUGUGCUGUCGCCUUCAAAGUCUGCAGACGAGUCGUGAGAUGGACCAGCGCGAGAUCUACCGACUGCAGCGGGAGAAUGAUCGGUAUCGCAGAGAGCUGGCGCAGCAGGCCUCACGCUACGAGGAUCGCAUCACCGAGUUGCACGGCGUCCUGGAGGAGUUGAAGCGUAAGGCCUCGGAAAUGCAGGCCUCCGCCUCAACUAAUAACGCCACUGUUGAUGUUGACGACCUGGUCGAGGUUAGUGACAGUGAAGGUGAAACCGACGCACCCGAUGCUGAGGCUGCCUGCGCUUCGUCCGAAUUCUCUGCUCCGGAGUCCGUGCUGCAGCCACCGGUCGGUCAGGAUGACAGAUUUGAGCCUUUGCAUCAAAGGAGGUGGCGGUACGCCUCUAUGUCCGAUCUCUCCCACCCACUGCCACCGCCGCCAUCCCCACCGUCAAUGUCACCAGACUGUGGAAAAGGUGGUGCUGUCCGAACUCUGUGA
Molecule: messenger RNA, 798 nt
Organism: Hydatigera taeniaeformis
Lineage: Eukaryota; Metazoa; Platyhelminthes; Cestoda; Cyclophyllidea; Taeniidae
Source: the annotation of a GenBank genome assembly